Molecule: messenger RNA, 13197 nt
Organism: Brienomyrus brachyistius
Lineage: Eukaryota; Metazoa; Chordata; Actinopteri; Osteoglossiformes; Mormyridae
Gene: dnah9l
Product: dynein, axonemal, heavy polypeptide 9 like
Exons: 80
Coding region: 167-12973 (4268 amino acids)
Biological process (GO): microtubule-based movement
Cellular component (GO): dynein complex
Molecular function (GO): minus-end-directed microtubule motor activity; dynein intermediate chain binding; dynein light intermediate chain binding
Source: RefSeq, a predicted model, not a curated record
CAUAGAGAAGCUGACGAGCCGUCUCACCACGCUAAGGGGCAGAGCGGAGGGCCGCACCCUGUUGCCACUGCCCCUCUGUGUGGAACAGGCUGACGAGGAGGACGAGAGGGUCUUCAGGUCAGCUGAGGGCAGCAUCGACUUGCCACUGCUGUACUCCAUCGAGACCAUGGUCAUCCAGUGGACUCAGCAGAUCUGGGAGGUCCUGCAAAAGGAUUCCAGCCAGGUCCUGCUGCGGGGGGACAAUGCUGGGCCUGACGCCGAAAUCAACUUCUGGGUCACGCAGAAAGACGACCUGCUAGGCAUUCAGAAACAGUUACAGAAUCCCAAAGUGGAAAAGAUUAUGGAGAUUCUCAAGAGGAUCAACAGCAGUUACGACUUAGCUUUCAGUGACAUUGUAACGAAGGUAAACCGAGCCGCCCUGGAGGCAGAGGACAUCGAGCUGCACCUGCGGCCUCUGAAGAGGCAGAUCAGCUACCUGGAGGACUGCAGCUUUGCUGGCGUCGAGCCGCUCAUUGGGCCGCUCUUCCACACCCUAUGCCUGAUCUGGUGCCGUUGCCACCAUUACUGUGUUCCGGCUCGAAUCGUGGUGCUGCUGCAAGAGUUCUGCAACCUACUCAUUGAGAAGGCCUUCAACUACCUCAUUCCUGAGGAGCUCUUUAAAUUGGAGCUGGAGGAGGGGGUCGAGAGGGUCCAGCGCACCAUCCACAUCAUCAGGAGCUUCAAGCAAAGCUUCCACCUGCACAGGGAGAAGAUCAGUCAAUACUACUCCAAGCGGGAGGAGGUGAAACCGUGGGACUUCCCAUCCAGCCUGGUCUUCCAGAGGACUGACCACAUCCUGGAGAGACUGCUGAUGAUAGAGGAGCUGUUUGCGUCAGCUCUGGACUUCCUGAAGCUGGAAAAGGUGGAACUAGGUGGGUGCAGGGGGAAGGUUCUCAGCGAAAUGGUGUACAGCAUGAACGAGGACGUCCAUGACAGCUGGAGAGCCCUGCGGGAGAGCAAGUACGACCCCCUGGACUACACCAAGAAGGACUUUCUCUUUGAUUACACCCGUCUCAUGGAGCAAAACAAGGACUUUGAUCAGCGGAUGGGCACCGUGCUCCACCUGGCCUUUCAGCAUUCAAGGGGGCUGCAGUCCGCCUUUAAGCUCCUUCAGAUGUUCGGAACCCUUCUGGAGAGACCAGGGAUCAACAAGCUAUUUACCUCCAACUACAUCAUCCUGCUGCACGUGUUCGAGGAGGAGAUGAUCUGCUGUCAGGAGGUCCUCGACAGCCAGAGAGAGAAGCUGCAGAAUGGCUGUGCUGUGCUGAGUAAAAACAUACCUGCGGUGGCAGGGCACCUGAAGUGGUCCCAGGAGCUGCGUGACAGAAUCCUGGCCAGCCGUAGCAACCUCACCAACCUGACUCACAUGCCUAUCGGUAUAAGCAAAGUAGAGCAGGCGCUGAAGAAAUGUGAAAGACUUCUGGAGCUCCUGGAACAACACGAUGAGGAGAUCUACUCAUCCUGGACAGCAGGGCUUGAAGAGUUGUGCCAUACUCACCUUCAAGAGCCUCUGCUCACCUUCAACUCGGAAACAGAUCUUCUUGAGGUUAACUUCAACCCAGCGUUGACUUCAGUUUUACGGGAGGUGAAAUAUCUGGGAAUGCUGAAAUACAGUGACAUACCAAAGGCGGCCCUCCAACUGUACUCAAAGAGAGAGACUUUGUACUUGUACACCCAGACCCUGUCCCUGGUCACACGCUUCUACAACAGACUUCACGGCACCAUUCUGGAGGUGGAGCUGCAUUUAGUUCAGGAGGACAUGGAACGGGUGGGAAGGCAGCUGCGUCCUGCACUGGAGAGCCUUUGUUGGGGUCAGGAGGACUUGUGGGAUUACAUUCAGCAGAGUCGGGACCUGGUGCAGGAUGUGGACGGCCGGGUGCAGAGGAGCAAGGCCAACGUGGAGGCCAUGCAGGAGUUGAUGCAGAGCUUCUACCAGGCUCCCUUUGCGGGGGGGAGGAGCCAGCGGCACGGCGGCCUCCUGACCGUCGGUCUCGUGGAUGACAGUAUCCACAGGCAGUAUGUCCUGAUCGCUGCCACCGGGGAUAAGAUCCACCAACUGCUCCAGGAGAACCAGGAGCUGCUUUGUGCCGACCCCGGAUCAGCAGAGUGGCAAGCGUACACAGAUUACAUCGACCGUAUCAUCCUGCGGGGCUUUGUUGGCGCUGUCCGCUGCCGCUUGCAGUACUUCGUUGAGAACACGGACCCUGCCUUCAGUAUCACGCCCCUGUUUGAAGUUCAGCUUGUCCUCAAUGGCAGUGACAUGAGCUUUAGGCCCCCAAUUAAUCUCACCAAGAGAGACAAUUUCUAUGACAUGAUUGACAGGAUGUUGGAUAACAUUUUUAAAAUGGCUUCCUGCAUACGAAGAGUAGCUAAGCACAACCAGACAGAGACUUAUCAGCCAGAUCUUGACCAGGUGGCAGAGUUAGCCGAACUUUCCCAGGUCAUCCGCAGCCGGGUCCAAGACACCAUCGCCAAGGUAACGGAGUUCCGGGGCACGUUUGCCAGCUACCGCUACCUGUGGAUGGACGACCGUGCGGAGUUCAUGAGGCAGUUCCUGCUCUACGGCCACGUGCUGAGCGCCGAAGAGAUGGAGCUUUAUGCUGACUAUGAGCUGGCCAAGAAUCCACCCAAGCUGGAGAACUUCAAAGAGCAGAUCAGCAGCUUCGAGUCGUUGUACGUCACAGUCAGUAAGUUGGAGGACAAGAAGAUUUUCGCUGGCUGGUGCCAGGUUGACAUCAAGCCAUUUAAGGUUUCCCUGAUGAACAUGAUCAAGAAGUGGAGCUGGAUGUUCAAGGAGCACCUGCUCAAUCAUGUCGUCAAUAGUGUCCAAGAGCUUGCGACCUUCAUCCAGAGAACAGAAGAAGGGCUGUCCAGCAAGGUGUCUGACGGAGACUAUGCAGUCCUGGUGGACAUUAUGAGACACCUCAUGGCUAUUCGGGACAGACAGAUCUCCACCAGCCAACACUUCAAACCUCUCAAGUGUACAGCGGCCCUCCUCAAGAGUUAUGGACAGCAACUCCCAGAAGAUGUCUACAUGCAGCUGGAGGAGCUACCGGAGAAGUGUGAGAAUCUGAAGAAGGUUGCGCUGACAGUGAAGCACGAGGUGGCGCCGCUGCAGUCCAGCGAGGUCUCUGUUAUCAGGAGGAAAUGUGUCCGAUUGGAGAUCAAGCAGCAUGAAUUCAGGGAACAUUUUCGCAAUGAAAUCAUCUUUCGGAUUGACACACGUGAUCCGUAUGUGCUCAUGGACAAGGUGAACCGGGCUGUGGCCCAGCUGGAGGUGGAGAUGAGGAGCCUGCAGGACACAGCGAGCCUCUUUGAGGUCAGCUUCCCUGAUUACAAACAGCUCCAACAGUGCCGCUCUGACAUCGUCCUGCUGAAAUCCGUCUGGGACCUGGUCGUAUUCAUCAAGAGCAGCAUUAAAGAAUGGACAAAGACGCCUUGGAAAGAAAUUAAUGUUGAACAGAUGGACAUGGAACUAAGGAGAUUUGCAAAGGAGAUUAAAACCCUGGAUAAAGAGGUCCGUACAUGGGACGUGUAUAUAGGCCUUGAGUCCACCGUGAAGAACCUUCUGACAUCACUGCGGGCUGUAAAUGAGCUUCAGAACCCAGCCGUGCGAGAGAGGCACUGGAAGCAGCUGAUGGCUACCACUGGAGUCUGCUUUGUCAUGGAUGAAACCACUGCCCUGGGGGAUCUGCUCGAGCUGCAGCUGCACCGCUUUGAGGACGAGGUGAAGAACAUUGUGGACAAGGCUGUCAAGGAGAUGGGCAUUGAGAAGGUGCUAGCAGAGAUUAAUCAGACGUGGAGUGUGAUGGAGUUCUCCUAUGAGGUGCAUCAGAGCACAGGAACCCCACUUCUGAAAGCCGACGAGAAUUUGAUCGAAACCUUGGAAGAUAAUCAGGUGCAGCUGCAGAACAUCCUGAUGAGCAAGCAUGUUGAGUACUUCCUGGUGCAGGUGAGUACCUGGCAGAAGAAGCUGAUGGUGGCCGACCAGGUCAUCUCCAUCUGGAUGGGUCUGCAGCGCACCUGGGCUCACCUGCAGAGCAUCUUUACCAACUCGGAGGACAUCCGGAACCAGCUAGCGCAGGACGCCCAGAGGUUCGAGGGGAUCCAUCUCGACUUCCAGACUUUGAUGGCAAUGGUCGUCCAAACGAAAAAUGUGAUCGACGUUACCAACCAGCCUGGAUUUUUGGUGACACUGGAUGAUCUCCAGCAAAGGUUGUCUGUCUGUGAGAAGGCCCUGGCUGAGUACCUGGAGACCAAGAGGCUCACAUUCCCGCGGUUCUACUUUGUCUCUGCCGCCGACUUGCUGGAGAUCAUUUCCAAGGGGACUCAGCCAGCACAGGUCACCCGGCACCUUCUGAAACUCUUUGACAAUCUUGCGGACCUGAAGUUCAGGGAGGUAGAUGGCGCAGAGGAGGGGCAGGAGACAGUAGCAGUGGGCAUGUAUAGCCGAGAGGGGGAGUACGUGCCCUUUGCUGAGCCCUAUGUCUGCAAGGGACAGGCUGAGCACUGGUUGAGUGGACUGGAGGCCAGUAUGCGCCACACCGUCCAGCAGGAGAUCAUGGAAGCCGUGGCUGCCUACGAGGACAAGCCACGAGACCAGUGGCUCUUCGACUAUCCUGCUCAGGUUGCUCUGACCAGCAGUCAGAUCUGGUGGGUGACUGACGUGGGCAUUGCCUUUGAGCGGGUGGAAGAGGGCUUUGAGAUGGCCCUCAAGGAUUGCAACCGAAAACAGAUUGCCCAGCUGAAUGCUCUCAUACACAUGCUUCUGGGGGAGCUCACGCCCGGGGAUCGUCAGAAGAUCAUGACCAUCUGCACCAUUGAUGUCCACGCCCGAGACGUGGUGGCCAAGCUCAUCGCUCAGAAGGUGACCAAUGGCCAGGCGUUUGCGUGGCUGUCCCAGCUCAGACACCGCUGGGAUGAGCACCUGAGGCACAGUUUCAUCAGCAUCUGUGACGCCCAGUUCCAGUACUCUUAUGAGUACCUAGGUAACACACACAGGCUGGUCAUCACCCCGCUCACAGACAGGUGCUACAUCACCCUGACCCAGUCUCUUCACCUUACCAUGAGUGGAGCACCUUCAGGUCCAGCAGGCACUGGCAAGACAGAGACCACCAAAGACCUUGGUCGUUCCUUGGGAAUUAUGGUCUAUGUUUUCAACUGCUCAGAGCAGAUGGAUUACAAGUCUAUUGGGAACAUCUAUAAGGGCCUCACCCAAACUGGAGUGUGGGGCUGUUUUGAUGAGUUUAACCGCAUUUCUGUGGAGGUGCUGUCAGUCGUGGCAGUUCAGGUCAAAACCAUACAAGAUGCUAUCCGAAAUAAGAGACAAAGGUUUCUUUUCCUUGGGGAGGAGAUCGAGCUGAAGCCCACAGUGGGCAUCUUCAUCACACUGAACCCUGGUUAUGCUGGCAGGGCUGAGCUGCCGGAGAACCUUAAAGCUCUCUUCAGACCGUGUGCCAUGGUGAUCCCAGAUUUUGAACUGAUCUGUGAGAUCAUGUUGGUGGCAGAGGGUUUCAUUGACGCUCGCGUAUUGGCACGCAAGUUUAUUAGCCUAUACACCCUCUGCAGGGAGUUACUGUCCAAGCAGGACCACUACGACUGGGGUCUGAGAGCCAUAAAGUCUGUGCUCGUAGUGGCGGGGUCCUUGAAGAGAGAGGAACGAUGCAGGCCUGAAGAGCAGGUCCUGAUGCGAGCCCUGAGGGACUUCAAUCUACCCAAGAUCGUCAGCAACGACGUGCCCAUAUUCCUGGGUCUGAUCAGCGACUUGUUCCCCCUGCUGGACGUCCCGCGGAAGAGAGACCCUGUCCUGGAGCAGGCGGUGCGGCAGUCGGUGGCCGAGCUCCACUUGCAGCCAGAGGAGAACUUCAUCCUCAAGGUGACUCAGCUGGAGGAGCUGUUGGCUGUGAGACACUCCGUGUUUGUGGUGGGGAGUGCAGGAACAGGGAAGAGCCAGAUCCUGAAAACCUUGCAUAUGACCUACGCCAACAUGAAAUUAAAACCCAUGUGGACUGACAUCAACCCAAAGGCCGUGACCACAGAUGAGCUGUUCGGCUUCCUCCACCCCGCCACCAGAGAAUGGAAAGAUGGCCUCUUUUCUUCGACCAUGAGAGAGCUCUCCAGCAUGUCCCACGAUGGCCCUAAGUGGAUUGUUCUCGAUGGGGACAUUGAUCCAAUGUGGAUCGAGUCUUUAAACACGGUCAUGGAUGACAACAAGGUCCUGACGCUGGCCAGCAAUGAGCGUAUCUCCCUCACAGCCUCCAUGAGGCUGGUUUUCGAGAUCAGCCAUUUGCGGGCCGCCACGCCAGCCACUGUGUCCAGGGCAGGUAUCCUGUACGUCAACACGCAGGACCUUGGCUGGAAUUCGUAUGUAACGAGCUGGAUUGAUACUCGACAUGCUCAAUCAGAAAGAGCUAAUCUGACUAUAUUGUUUGACAAGUAUGUUCCUUACUGCUUGGAGCAAGUAAGAUGUAAUCUGAAAACAAUUACACCAAUUCCUGAAAACAGUAUGGUGCAGACCUUGUGCUCCCUGCUGGACUGCCUACUCACCGCAGAGAAUACCCCUCCAGACUCUCCCCGGGAGCUCUAUGAGAUCUACUUUGUCUUCGCCUGUGUCUGGGCCUUCGGGGGGGCACUCUUUCAGGACCACCUCAUUGACUACCGUGCCAUAUUCAGCCGCUGGUGGGCCAAGGAGAUGAGAGUGAUCAAGUUUCCUUCUCAGGGCACUGUUUUCGACUACUUUGUUGACCCUGACAGCAAGAAAUUCACCCACUGGAGUGAAAAGACACCUUCCUUUGAGCUGGAAGCAGACAUUCCCCUACAGAUGGUCCUGGUCCACUCCGCGGAGACCAUCUGCCUGACAUACCUCAUGGACCUGCUGCUGUUGAAGGGGAAGCCAGUGAUGCUGGUAGGCAAUGCCGGGGUGGGCAAGACCAUCCUGGUGUCAGACAGGGUGUCCCGGCUGAAGGAAGACUACGUGUUGACCAAAGUGCCCUUCAACUACUACACCACCUCCGCCAUGCUGCAGCGUGUUCUCGAAAAGCCCUUGGAGAAGAAAGCUGGCCGAAACUAUGCCCCUCCCGGCACCAAAAGGCUCAUAUACUUCAUUGAUGAUCUGAACAUGCCAGAGGUGGACACAUACGGCACAGUACAGUCUCACACGCUUGUGAGGCAGCACCUGGACUACGGCCACUGGUACGACAGACAGAAGUUGACCCUGAAAGAGAUCCACAACUGCCAGUAUAUCACUUGCAUGAACCCUACAGCUGGAAGUUUUGUUAUCAAUCCUAGACUUCAAAGACAUUUCUCUGUAUUUGCCGUCCAUUUCCCGGGCACAGAAGCGCUCUCCACCAUCUACAGCAGCAUUCUGGCAGCCCAUUUCCAGCAAGGUGGCUUCAGCUAUGGGGUCACGAAAUCUGUUGAGACUCUUGUCCAAGCGGCCAUAUGCCUUCAUCAGAAGAUGACCCAGAACUUCCUGCCCACCGCCAUCCGCUUCCACUAUAUCUUCAACCUGAGGGAUCUGUCCAGCAUAUUUCAGGGGAUCUUGUUCGCCCUUCCGGAAUGCGUACGUUAUCCCAUUGAUCUGGUGCAUCUAUGGCUGCACGAGUCCUCCAGGGUGUACUCAGACAAACUGAUGGAGGAGAAAGAUGUUGAGCUCUUCAAUAAGAUCCUCCUGGAUACAGGGAAGCGGUACUUUGAGGGCAUCGACGAGUCCAUCUUCAUCCACCAGCCACUCAUCUACUGCCACUUUGCCCAUGGUCUGGGGGAGCCACGCUAUUCCCGGGUGUCCGACUGGGAGCGUCUGCAGAAGACGCUGGUGGACGCUCUGGAGCACUACAACGAGCUACAUGCCGCCAUGGACCUGGUGCUGUUCGAGGAGGCCAUGCAGCACGUGUGCCGGAUCAGCCGCAUUUUGGAGGCCCCACACGGCAACGCUCUCCUGAUUGGAGUGGGAGGCAGCGGCAAGCAGAGCCUGUGCCGUCUUGCCGCCUUCCUCAGUCUCCUGGAAGUCUUCCAGAUCACGCUGCGCAAAGGAUACAACAUCGGAGACUUCAGGAGCGACAUCGCCUCCCUUUACAUGAAGGUGGGGGUGAAGAACAUCGGUACGGUCUUCCUGCACACAGACGCCCAGGUCCCAGAUGAGUGCUUCCUGGUUCUUGUCAAUGACAUGCUGGCAUCAGGGGACAUUCCAGACCUAUUCAGCGAAGAGGAGGUGGAUACGGUCAUCUCCUCCAUCCGUGUGGAGCUCCGGGCUUUGGGACUCCUGGACACCAGAGAUAACUGCUGGCAGUUCUUCAUCGAGCGCAUACGCAGACAGCUCAAAGUCGUUCUGUGCUUCUCCCCCAUCGGCUUCACCCUGAGAACCCGGGCGAGGAAGUUCCCAGCCCUGGUGAGCUGCAGCGCCAUCGACUGGUUCCACGCCUGGCCUCAGUUGGCCCUGCAGUCCGUUAGCAGGACCUUCAUCGAGAAGAUCGACAGCCUAGAGCCUGAGGUCAGAGCAUCGAUCAGCGAAUUCAUCUCUUACGCUCACACCAGCGUGAACGAGGUGAGCGUGAGGUACCAGCAUAACGAAAAGCACUACAACUACUCCACACCCAAGAGCUUCCUGGAGUUCAUGAAGCUCUACGGCAACCUGCUAAGCAAGAAGAGAGCGGAGUUAGUGCGGAAGAUGGAGAGGCUGGAGAACGGCCUGCAGAAGCUGCAGACCACCUCGUCUCAGGUGGAGGAUCUGAAGGCCAAGCUGGCCGUACAGGAAGUUGAGCUGAACCAGAGGAACAUAGACACCGAGGCGCUCAUCACUAAGAUUGGCCAGCAGACAGAGAAGCUCAACCAGGAGAAGGCUGUGGCUGACGCAGAAGAGCAGAAGGUCGCGGCAAUCCAAGCUGAGGUCUCAAAGCAGCAGCAGGAAACGGAAAACGACCUCGCCAAAGCAGAGCCGGCCCUUCAGGCUGCCAAUGCCGCGCUCAACACCUUGAACCGGCUAAACUUAACGGAGAUGCGCACCUUCCCCAACCCCCCUACCAUCGUUGCCAACGUGUCAGCUGCUGUCUUGGUCUUGCUGGCUCCACAGGGCCGCAUCCCCAAAGACCGCAGCUGGAAGGCUGCUAAGGUGUACAUGAGUAAGGUAGACGACUUCCUGCAGGCCCUGGUGAACUUUGACAAGGAGCACGUCCCUGACGGCACGAUCCGUGUCCUGAAGGAGGAGUACCUGAGCGACCCAGAGUUCAACCCUGAGUUUGUGCGCCUUAAAUCAUCAGCUGCAGCAGGACUGUGUGCCUGGGUCAUCAACAUUGUCCACUUCCAUGAGGUAUCAUGUGAGGUGGAGCUGAAGCGACAGACUCUGUGCCAAACCCAUGCCGACCUGUUGGAAUCAGCUGACAAGCUGGAGGUCAUUCGCAGGAAGUUGGCCGAGCUGGACAGCAGUCUGGACACUUUGACGGCAGCCUUUGAGAAAGCAACGGCAGAGAAGCUGCGUUGUCAAGAUGAAGUCAACAGGACCAACAGGACCAUCGAGCUUGCCAACCGACUGGUGAAAGGUCUAGAGUCUGAGAAUGUGCGAUGGGCUCAUUCCGUGGCUCAGUACCACGAGCAGGAGAAAACUCUAUGCGGCGAUGUGCUCCUGACUUCAGCCUUCAUCUCCUAUGCUGGCUCCUUCUCCAAGAGUUAUCGGCAUGAACUGCUGGAGAACCUAUGGAUACCAUACCUCCACAACCAGAAGAUCCCAAUCCCAAUGACAGAGGGUUUGGACCCUGUCUCCAUGCUCACCGAUGAUGCCACGGUUGCCAAGUGGAAUAACGAGGGCCUGCCUAGCGACAAAAUGUCCACGCAGAACGCCACCAUCCUCAUCAACUGUGAGCGCUGGCCCCUCCUCAUUGACCCCCAGCUGCAGGGCAUCAAGUGGAUAAAGAGUCGCUAUGGUGCUGACCUCAGAGUCGUCAGCCUGGGGCAGAAAGGGUAUGUUGAUGUCAUCGAGCAAGCUGUGGUCACAGGAGAUCCCGUUCUAAUUGAAAACCUUGAGGAGACAAUCGACCCCGUGAUCGACCCGCUCUUGGGGAGGCACACAAUCAAGAAAGGAAGAUAUAUUCAGGUGGGGGAUAAGGAGUGCCACUUUCACCCAAACUUCCGGCUCAUCUUGCACACCAAGCUGGCUAACCCCCACUACAAGCCAGAGAUUCAGGCCCAGACGACCCUCAUCAACUUCACAGUGACCCGCGAUGGCCUGGAGGACCAGCUGUUGGCUGAGGUUGUGAACCUCGAGAGGCCUGACCUGGAGCACCUGAAGUCGGAUUUGACCAAGCAGCAGAACUCCUUCAAGAUCGAGCUGAAGCUUCUGGAGGAUGAGUUGCUGACCCGCCUCUCAGCAGCAGAAAGCAACUUUAUAGGGGACAAUCUGCUGGUGGAGAAGCUGGAGACCACAAAACACACGGCAGCUGAGAUUGAGAUGAAGGUCCUGGAGGCAAAAGUUAAUGAAGUAAAAAUUAAUGAGGCACGUGAACACUAUCGUCCUGUGGCCGUGCGGGCUUCACUGCUCUACUUCAUAAUGAAUGAUCUCAAUAAAAUCAAUCCAAUGUACCAGUUCUCACUUAAGGCGUUUAAUGUGGUGUUUCACAAGGCUGUGUGCCAAGCCGAGCCCUCUGACGAUGUCAAGAGGAGGGUGAACACUCUCAUCGACUGCAUCACCUUCUCCACCUUCAACUACAUCAGCCGUGGCCUGUUUGAGCGGGACAAGCUCACCUUCAGUGCUCAGCUGGCCUUCCAGCUUUUGCUUAUGAAUCGAGAGAUCGAUGUCCGUGAGCUGGAUUUCCUGCUGAGGUUCAACAUUGACCACAGCUAUGUCAGUCCGGUUGAAUUCUUGUCCAACUCAGCCUGGAGUGCCAUUAAGACCAUGAGUUUCACAGAUGAGUUCCGUGGGCUGGACCGAGACAUCGAGUGUUCACCCAAGCGCUGGAAGAAGGUGGUGGAGUCUGAGUGUCCCGAGAAGGAGAAGUUCCCCCAGGAGUGGAAGAGCAAGAGCUCCCUGCAGAGACUGAUUAUGAUGCGUGCCCUUCGUCCAGACAGGAUGACCUAUGCUCUCAGGAACUUUGUGGAGGAGAAGCUGGGAGCGCAGUACACAGAAGGACGCAAGAUCGAGCUUGCAAAAUCCUUUCGAGAGAGCGGGCCUGGCUCCCCCAUGUUCUUCAUCCUGUCCCCCGGCGUGGAUCCUCUGAAAGACGUCGAGUCCCUGGGUAAGAAGCUGGGAUUCACCAUAGACCUUGGAAAGCUGCACAAUGUGUCCUUAGGACAGGGUCAGGAGGUCGUUGCUGAGCUGGCCAUGGAGAAAGCAUCCAAGGAGGGUCACUGGGUCAUUCUGCAGAACAUCCACCUGGUGGCUAAGUGGCUGGGGACUCUGGAGGCCCUGCUGGAGCGCUACAGCGAGAGCAGCCACCCCGACUACCGUGUGUUCAUGAGCGCUGAGCCUGCGCCCUCGCCCCUCGAGCACAUCAUCCCCCAGGGUGUCCUGGAGAACUCCAUCAAGAUCACCAAUGAGCCGCCCACCGGCAUGCUGGCCAACCUGCAUGCUGCCCUAGACAAUUUUGACCAGGAUAUUUUGGACCAGUGCUCCCGUGAGCAGGAGUUCAAGACCAUCCUCUUCUCUCUCUGCUACUUCCACGCAUGUGUGGCUGAGAGACGCAAGUUCGGUCCUCAAGGCUGGAACAGGAAGUACCCCUUUAACACUGGUGACCUCACCAUAUCUGUCAACGUCCUCUACAACUACCUGGAGGCAAACUCGCAGGUGCCCUGGGAAGACCUCCGCUACCUCUUUGGGGAGAUCAUGUACGGGGGUCACAUCACUGACGACUGGGAUCGCCGACUUUGUCGCACCUACCUUGAGGAGUACAUGCAGCCCAACCAGUUUGACAGGAAACUGGCUCUAGCUCCAGGAUUUCUGGUACCAUCCAAUCUGGAUUAUCAGGGUUACCAUGACUACGUUGAUGAGAUGCUGCCACAUGAGAGCCCAGUGCACUAUGGGCUGCACCCCAAUGCUGAAAUCGAGUUUCUCACCGUGACCUCUGACAAUCUCUUCCAUACCCUGCUGGAGUUGCAGUCCAGAGACUCCGUCAUGGGCGAGGGUGCCUCGCAAACGAUGGAAGAGAAGGUGAAAAUGAUUCUCGAUGACGUUCUGGAAAAAUUGCCGGAGGAAUACAACAUGUCAGACAUCACCUCCAAGACGGCCGAGCGCUCGCCGUAUAUCCUGGUGUGCUUCCAGGAGUGCGAGCGCAUGAACAUGCUCACCUACGAGAUCCGGCGUUCGCUCAAGGGACUGGACCUCGGGCUCAAGGGUGAGUUGGCCGUUUCCUCGGAGAUGGAGCGGCUGCAAACGGCUCUUUUCCUCGAUAAUGUUCCCGACACGUGGGUCCGGCUGGCGUACCCUUCGACGUGUGGCCUGGGGCAGUGGUACUGCGAUCUGCUGCAGCGGUGCCGGGAGUUGGAUAGCUGGACGCAGGACCUGGCGCUUCCCAACGUGGUCUGGCUCUCGGGCCUGUUCAACCCACAGUCCUUCCUCACAGCUGUCAUGCAGAGCCUGGCCAGGAAAAAUGAGUGGCCCCUGGACAAGAUGAACCUCACUGUGGAUGUCACCAAAAAAUUUAAGGAGGAGUUCAACCAGCCUGCCAGAGAGGGAGUCUACGUCCAUGGGCUGUACUUGGAAGGGGCCAGGUGGGACAUCCAGAGUGGCAACAUCGCAGAGGCACGGCUGAAGGAUCUCACACCAGCCAUGCCAGUCCUCUUCGUGAGGGCCAUUCCCAACGACCGGCAAGAAACGCGCAACAUAUAUGAGUGUCCCGUGUACAAAACCAAAAUGCGGGGCCCCACCUACGUGUGGACCUUCCACCUGAAGACCAAGGAGAGGCCGGCCAAGUGGGUGCUGGCUGGUGUGGCCCUGCUGCUGAGCGUGUGACAGUAUUUAGGCAGCCCGGAACCGAGGGGAGAUGAGCUGAGCCACAGCUUCACUUCCUGAUUGGAACCGUAAUGUCUGUGCAUUGUUUUUCUUUGGAUAAGCUCCAGACUAUUAAAUCAGACCUGACUGAUGCCAUUUCAAAUUGUUAAACCGUAAAACAAUACAUUGUAUUUGUGUAAUGAAAACUUCUCUGACAGAUGAAAAAAUAACUAGUCACUGGAUUA